AUGUGCCUCCCGGCCAAAGAGGGUCAAGGAGGCCUGCUGCUGGUGGGCCGCUUUCUCCCUCCACCUGCCGCCCAGCCAAGGCCCCCCAUGUGGGGCAGCCGGUCCCAGAGGUGCCCCGUGGCCCCCUCCUCCACCGACCGCAAAUGCCAGCCCAAGAGCCACCCUGGACUUCCACACCAGGGAGGUUGGCAGUCUUCCCCCUUGACUAACAACCCAAAGGAGCAGCUGCCUGGCAGUGGUCCCCUGGAUCCCCCUUCCAGGGAGGGCCAUUGCUGCCCCUUGGGACCGAGGGUCGCCCCUUGGGGCUGCUGCCCUGGGGCCUGGCUCCUCCUCCUCGGGGCUAGAAGGCUGGAGGUCCAGGGCCAGAAAGCGGGCUGCCAGGGGGGCAUCUGCAGGGAGAGCCCCCCACCCCUCCGGGGAAGCCCUGUGUGGAGCAGGCAGCAUCCCCUCCCAGGCCCCUCCCUCCCUGCCAGAGACCCAGAGGGAGAGGGAGCCAGAGGGGGGGGGUCCCAGGGGGAGGGCCGGGCCUCGGGGCCCCUCCCUCCCUGGCUGGGCCUGAGAAAAGCCCACCCUCCUCCUCCUCCGGGGCAGAGGGCUGCUGCUGCUGGAGAGCUAUGGAGGAGGGCCGGGGGGGCUCCGGAGGCAGGGUCCUCGGUUGGGGAGCUGGAGGGGGAGCUGGGGGCCUGGCGGCGGGGGCUGGAGGCGCAGGUGGGCGAGGUGCUCCGCUUGGCUGCCCCUCUGCCCCAGGCCCUGGCCCAGCUCCAGCGCCAGAACCGCCUCCUCCGCGCCCAGCUCCAGCGCCUCGCCCGCCAGCUCCAGCGCCACGGGAGCCUCCUCGGGGAACAGAGCCUGGACUUGGAGGACUGGGACCUGGACUCAGAGGAGACCCUCGGAAGAGGAGGAGGAGGGUCCCCUGAGGCCGAGUGGGGCCCCAGCCAGGUCCUCCAGGCAGAGGAGGAGGAUGGGCCACAGCAGCAGGAGCAGCAGCCCCCCAAGGAAAGGGCCCCAGGGCUGACCAGGCUCCCCCCAGAAGCAGCCUCCUCGACUCUCCCCCCACAGCGGCCCAAUCCGGCCCCCGAGGCCCACGCUCCGGUGGCGGUGGCUUUGCGGAUGCCCCACCAACCGGUGACCGCCGUGACCAAGGUGUCGGAGACCUUUUCAGGAGAGACCACCAGGCCGACGGUCACGCCAUACGUCUCCGGGGGGCAACAUGCCAACAGCCACGCAGAGCCUGCGCAAAAAGCUCCCAGCCAAGCAGAUGGGAGCUGCCCAGCCCCAAGUGCUGUGAGGACCUGGAGCGCCACUUCCACCCGGACGGCCACCACAGCCUCCUCAGAGAGAUUCUCCUCCGUGACAAAAUCCGUGUCUGCGGUCAGCUACGAAAGCACCACCAGCAUCACCAACCUGCCAUUGGGAGCCCCUCCCCGGAGCCCCUCACCCCCCUUGGUGGCCCACCACCAAACGGAGAGGCGGAGGGAGUUGGUCAGGUCACAGACGCUGCCCCGGACCUCCAGCACUCAGGCCAGGAAGGCCCUGUUUGAGAAGUUUGAGCAGCAGGACACUGGAGGGAAGGGGAAAGGUGGGGGCCGGCCCAAGCUGAAGCGCUCCCAGAGUUUUGGGGUUGCCAGUGCCAGCAGCAUCAAGCAGAUCCUCCUGGACUGGUGCCGCUCCAAAACCAUCGGCUACAAGCACAUCGACCUGCAGAACUUCUCCUGCAGCUGGAACGACGGCAUGGCCUUCUGUGCCUUGGUCCACUCCUUCUUCCCCGAGGCCUUUGACUACCAGGCCCUGGAGCCGGGCAAGCGCAAGGAGAACUUUGAGCUGGCCUUCACCACUGCUGAGAAGAUGGCCGGCUGCGACCGCUUGAUCGAAGUGGAUGACAUGCUGGCCAUGGGGCGCAAGCCGGACCCCAUGUGCGUCUUCACCUACGUCCAGUCGCUCUACAACCACCUCCGGCGCUUUGAAUGAGGCCCAGAGGGGCUCCCCCUUGAAGAGGGCUGGGCUCCCCUGGAUGGAUGGGGCUGUGCUCCCCAAACCCAUGUUGCUGCUGCUGCUGUUGAUGAUGCUGCUUCCAUGCUCUUUCCUGAUGCAGGGCCCCUUGCAUGCCAGGGGGGCACAAUGGGGGGGGGGGGGGGCCGGAUC
Sceloporus undulatus (fence lizard) is the source of this 2142-nucleotide messenger RNA. It is a transcript of the gene SMTNL2, whose product is annotated as smoothelin like 2. Gene Ontology annotation, biological process: positive regulation of vasoconstriction; actin cytoskeleton organization. The transcript has 10 exons. The record is from RefSeq and is a predicted model, not a curated record. Bases 1 to 1968 code for a protein of 655 amino acids. Gene Ontology annotation, cellular component: I band; filamentous actin; microtubule organizing center. NCBI's taxonomy places the organism in Eukaryota, Metazoa, Chordata, Lepidosauria, Squamata, Phrynosomatidae. Gene Ontology annotation, molecular function: protein phosphatase 1 binding; tropomyosin binding.